GAGAGAGAGAGACAGAGAGAGGUAUCCAAUACAUGAACAGGCACCCGCGGGGAAUCACCCCCCUCUUCCGGUCAGGGCCGGGAUUGAGAUGUGGACCUUGCCGUCUUAUACGAGGGGGGCCAAAACGGUAGAGGAAGUCCCCGAGACGGAAGGGUGGGGAGGGGACGGACUUCACUGAUUCGGAUAUUCUUCUUUCGCUCCUCUGGCGUAGUGCUGUUAUUGUUUCCAGGGCGGAGGCGGGGAAGGGAGAGGUAUAAUAGCCUUCUAUGCUGCCUUUGUUUUCUCUCUUGCACUGAGCCCUAGCCCUUUGAGUAGUGAGGCACAGCUAAUCGCCUCCCCUGCCGAACUAGCAGGCUCAGCCCCCGCCCAGUGCCCCUGAGCCCGUACAGGGGGGACAACGAGCUGUGACAGCCCCCUUGCCCUACCGCUGCUACUUCGCAGGGGAGGAGACCGAAAGGAAGUUUGCUGCCGCGCCCGCCACCCCUCGUGCGCUGUCUGGGGGAUUGGGACCCCGUCUGCUGCCAACUGCUUGGGGGCGGGCGGAGGGAAGUGAUGCCGAUCGCCUCCAACUCGCAACCUUGCGCUGUGCAGCCCGCCUCCCGCCUCUUUCCUUCCGCCUGCCUGCGGAACCACGACCGGGAAUCCGCAAAGUCCGGGGAGGACGGCGUUGAAGAUCGAUCGGAUCCCCUUCGCCAGCCGCCGCCAACCCUACACAGGCCGAGCCUCCCGGAGCAAGGAACUCAGAGCCAGGGCAGAGGCAGACACAUCGCCGCCCCGGACACCCCUGUGUCAGGUAGCAUUGGCACUUCAUUGCAAUGCCAGUCAAUCCAUCAAGAACACAUUUGCAGCAAUGACAGUGACAAGAGUGAAGACAGUUCAAGUCCCAAGAGACAACGUCUUUCUCAUUCAGUCUUUGACUAUACAGCAGCAUCACCAACUGCAUCACUGCCAAUGCGACCGUGGGAGAUAGCAUCAAAUAGGCAGCCUCCUAUGGCUCGGUCCAACCAACAUCACUUCUCUGGGGAACGCUGCAGCACACCUGCGCGAAGUAGGAGGAGUCCUCCUGCUCGCCGUCAGAGAGCAAGAAGGGAUCGUCUGUCUCGACACAAUUCUGUUAGCCAGGAUGAAAACUAUCACCACCUGUUCUAUGGACAACAGCAAGCAAUAGAAGAGCCCCAAGCCUUUAACCCUCCAAAUAUAUCCCAUCGUAUGUUGCACCCAGCUGCUCACCCGCCACAGCAGAACACAGUGAUGGUUGACAUUCAUGAUCAGAUCCAUCAGGGCACAGUCCCCGUCUCAUACACGGUGACAACAGUGGCGCCACAUGGAAUUCCACUUUGUACAGCCCAGCACAUACCACCCUGCAGCACACAACAGGUCCCAGGUUGUUCUGUGGUAUUCAGUGGACAGCACCUUCCUAUCUGUAGUGUGCCUCCUCCAAUGCUUCAAGCGUGCUCAGUCCAACAUCUACCAGUACCAUAUGCAGCGUUCCCACCCCUGAUUUCUAACGACCCAUUCCUUUUGCAUCCUUCUCACCUCUCUCCACAUCACCCGUCUCACCUGCCACCUCCAGGGCAAUUUGUUCCCUUCCAAGCACAACAGUCACGUUCACCACUUCAAAGGAUAGAGAAUGAAGUAGAAAUGCUUGGAGAACAUCUUCCUAUAGGAAGCUUUACCUACCCACCAUCAACUCAUCCACCAACACUGACUUCCUCAGCUCCUAUCCAAUUCUUAACCCAUGAUCCUUUAUACCAAGAGGUUUCAUUUGGAGUUCCUUACCCACCUUUCAUGCCUCGAAGACUCACAGGGUCACGCAGUAGAUACCGAUCACAGCAACCAAUACCACCACACUCGUACCAUCCCAGCCUAUUACCAUAUGUGCUAUCAGUGCUUCCAGUGCCACCUGCAGUUGGACCAGCUUUCAGUUUCGAGUUGGAUGUAGAAGAUGGAGAGGUAGAAAACUAUGAGGCACUGCUGAAUUUGGCAGAACGUCUAGGAGAAGCCAAACCUCGAGGACUGACAAAGGCAGACAUUGAACAGCUUCCAUCUUACAGGUUCAAUCUAAGCAACCAUCAGUCAGAACAGACAUUGUGUGUAGUGUGUAUGUGUGAUUUUGAGCCAAGACAGCUACUUAGAGUCUUACCCUGUAACCACGAGUUUCAUGCCAAGUGUGUUGAUAAAUGGCUUAAGGCAAAUCGUACCUGCCCAAUUUGCAGAGCUGAUGCUUCAGAAGUGCAUCGUGAUUCAGUAUGACUAAUCUAAGAGCACAAAUCUGGUUUGGGUGUUCUUGGUCACGUGUGUAUAUGAACUAUCCAUUAAACUUACCCAUGUGGCUUCCAGCAUUCCCUUUACACAAGAGUCAAUGGACAUUUCUUUGCACUGUGCGACUUAAUUGAUUAUAAAGCUUAUAAUUAGACUUCACAGUUGUGGGAUUGCUAUACUAACUGUGUGAUUGGAACUCCAAAGACAUUUUUUAGCUUAAUUUUGUGUGUGCACUAACUUUUCCUGGGGUUUGUGUGAUCAUUCUGAGUUUUGCUGCGAGAUUACAGUGGACAUGAUCUUUUAGUAUGUGCUUUUAUAAAAAGUGGUAGCUCCAAACAACAUAGAAAUCUACCUUCAGAUACUGUGAGUGGGCAUGAAGGGUGUGUGUGUGUGAGAGGAUGUGUGAAGUGCACUUGUGACUGGGUGUGUAUAUGUGUUUGAGAACAUAUAUACCAGCAUGUACUAAGAAUGUAUGUGUGUAGUAUUAAUUAUGCUGCAGUGUAUAAUCUUAUGCUAUUUAAACAGUACUAGUACUGUACACUGGUUUCUUUCCUUGUGUUUGGAGUCGCACACUGAAUGCAGAGGGUGCUGCAAUUAGAGACAUUUAAUAUUUUCUCCUCAAUAUACUUAAUGGUAUAAAAAGACUUUUUUACUCGCUAUUCAAACAGAUGUUAUGCUUCCCCUUUAUUGGAGGCUUUUAAAUGUACCUCUAAAGAGUGUGUUCAUUACUCAGUAUGUGAGUAACUUUGGAUUUUUACACACAAUAGGAAAUCCAAAUUUCAGUAUGACAGGUUUACUGCUUAUUUUAUCAAUAUGAAGUUGCAAUAUUGCAUAAUUCAGUUAACAAUAUUAACACUUCCAAUUGGUGACAUUAAAUGUUGAAACUUUUCUGUUCUCAGUUCUUCUAGCUGUGUUUUAUUUACGUUCAGCUGAUUUCAGAUUAGACUUGAGUUUUGAAGAUAUUGCAUUUUGUGCUCCUUCUCCAAAAGGAAGCUGAAAAGGUGUUGAGGGUCUUGUGAAAAGUUUCUUCACUUUGACCAUUAUACUUGCUAAGUAUGUAUUAUUCUUUAGUAUAUAAACAUUGGCUUUAGUCACUUAUGUUCUUUGUUUACAAGAGGGUUUGUAUACAAUUAAAAUAACCUGUAACAGGAUAUGAUUUUAUUCCUGUGACUUAAUGAACAAAAUAAAGUUUUUAACAUUUUUUCAGAGAAGUAGAACUUUCAAUUUUUGUGCUUCAGAAAGGGUUGUUGGUGGUCAUUCACUGCUAGAAUACAGUUGUCCUAGGAUGCUGCUUCUUAGCCUUCUGUAUUUUCUGAUAGGCUUGGCAUGAAUGAAUUACCCCUAUUUCUUUUUCUGUCAAGUCUCCAGAAUGUUCCACUGUAGAAGAGUAAAUUGGUACACCAUCCAGAACAAAUAAUGCUGUGAAAUGGGAAGUAACUUUCAUUUGACUGCUUUUCAAAUAAUAUUUUUUAUUUGUGCAGUUGAAAAUAUUGACUUAACACUUCAGACUGUUAAGAACUUAAAGAUGUUUUAGUGAAAUAACUGUAUCUAAACAUACCAUAGUUAAUCAAGGGAUGUGAUUUUUGGCAUCAAAAUGUUUUCUCCUAAAUUUACUGUCAAUACCUUGGUUACAAUAGUACAAGCAACACAACUACCAAUAUUGCUAUAACUUGGUGCCAGUAUGAGCUUUGUUUGUUCUUUGUCAUUUCUGAUACUUUUGUAUGCUGCUAUGCUUGAGUAUCAGUUAUAUUUUCAGACAAUGUUAUGUUUUAUAUGCUGCUUGCCCUUCUUUGAAGGUUCUACAAACCAAUUAAUUAUAGCUAUUAUUUUUGCUUGUUUCAAAUGCUCUUGUCUUUUAGUUCCAUAAAUAGUACUCAAAACUUUAGUCUGUCCAUACCUGUCAAUAAUUAAGAACGCUAAAUAAAAAUAUACUGUUAUAUCAACUUCAAAAUAUUACAACUUGCCCUCUACCCCAGGCACUAAAGAAUGGACUCCUCACAAUAAAUAACAUCAAAAAAAUCACCUAUAGUAAAUUUUAUUUUUUAGCAAAUUAAAUCAUGUAGUUAUUUUAAAAAGUAUGUGCUGUAUAUGUCUUAUAAUACUUAGGGUCUCUAAUAUAUCUGAAAAAAACCCAACCCUAGCUGUGCAGACUUAACCAUAGCAAACACUACUACACUCAGUAUUCACUUUGAAGCAUGGAAAGAAGGCACUUGUUCUAAGCUAGAUAUAAAUGCGCAAUGUACAAGGCACACUGCAUGAAUACCAAGGGGAAAGUAGUCUUUCUGUAACUGGAGAAAUCUUGGUGUGUAAUGUCCCUUUUUUGCCAGUUAAACACUGAGACAGAUGAAGAUUUAGGAGAUGGAGUAUCUAAUUUGGUGAAAUACUGAAUUUAAUUGUUGCACUACUGUGGUCGAUCUCUUCUGGAAUGUUACUUCUGUUUCCAUGGGACUCUUGGAGAUAUGUGCAGACUUGCUUCCUGUGGUUAGUGUGUAUAAACAGCACAUGUGCAUGUGUUCCAAAUCAGAUCAGACCAGGUACAACCAAGUCUUUUGUAUUGUGGCUGUCAAAAGAGAAGGGGAAGGGGAUUUAUGCUCAGCUCUUAACUGCCAUGUGCUGUGCACAUUUGUAUUUAAUGUCACAGCCCAUUGUGGUGCCUGAUGGUACCAGAAACCAGCAAGACAAAUAAACGUUCAUUGCCUUCCUACCAUACUUACCCAAGGAGGGGGGGGGCAUGUUAACAGUUUACCAUAU
Messenger RNA from Falco peregrinus (peregrine falcon), 5013 nucleotides. Its product is annotated as E3 ubiquitin-protein ligase RNF38-like. The record is from RefSeq and is a predicted model, not a curated record. NCBI's taxonomy places the organism in Eukaryota, Metazoa, Chordata, Aves, Falconiformes, Falconidae. The transcript is spliced from 13 exons. The coding region runs from base 553 to 2253 and encodes 566 amino acids.